Messenger RNA from Thamnophis sirtalis, 732 nucleotides. Lineage: Eukaryota; Metazoa; Chordata; Lepidosauria; Squamata; Natricidae. The record is from RefSeq and is a predicted model, not a curated record.
GCUAUUGAGGAAGAAGGAGGACAACCUGAUGAGAUUCCAAUGGUGUCUGAAAUAACCCCCAAGAAAGCGCCAAAAAGAAGCAGUAAAGGGAAAGGCUGAAGAGGCCAGUAGCAUCAUAGAUCUAACAUCCGAUGAUUUGGCAACCCUGAAGGAACCUGACGAGUUUCCUUUGGAAUCAGAAAAUGAGAAAGUGCUCGACAUUUUGGGUGACACUUGUAAAUCUGAGCCCCUAAAAGAAGACACUUCCGAAGCUGAGCAGGAGCAGGAAACGAAUAAUUCAUGGCCGGGCAAACAGGAAGCCGUGGAGGAGGAGCAGGAGGAGGAGGAGGAGGAGGAAAAAGAAGAAGAAGGAGAAGAAGAAGAUAUGUUGGCUGCCACCUCUCCUGCCCACUCGGACGAAGACCUUGUAGAUAAGGAAAGCCAAUCAGGAAAGCCUGCUGAGGCCAAGAACCAGGAGGACGAUGCAAAGCUCUUAGUGGUAGCCAAAGGGGAGCCCAGCAAGCAGACAGUUGAGGAAGACAAAUCGGACUCGGACUCUUUAGCGGUAGAGAGCAGGAGUGGAGGUGGAGGUGGAGAUCUGAAGGCCACCUUUAUUAGCACCAAAAGCCAGGACCGCAAGUCGGAGAGCAAAGAGAAGCAAGACAUCCUGUCUUUCGAUAAAAUCAAGGAGCAGCGCGAGCGAGAACGCCAGAGGCAACGCGAGCGAGAGAUCCGAGAGACGGAACGGAGGAG